This is a messenger RNA of Rhagoletis pomonella (apple maggot), 1819 nucleotides long. Its product is annotated as DNA replication complex GINS protein SLD5-like. The record is from RefSeq and is a predicted model, not a curated record. Gene Ontology annotation, cellular component: GINS complex. Lineage: Eukaryota; Metazoa; Arthropoda; Insecta; Diptera; Tephritidae. Bases 276 to 950 code for a protein of 224 amino acids. Gene Ontology annotation, biological process: DNA-templated DNA replication; double-strand break repair via break-induced replication. The transcript is spliced from 3 exons.
CAGGCACUAGGUAUUAAGUAAUUUUUUUCGGCGUUUUAAUCUUCAAACAGCACUAAAUCUAGUGCUUAAAGCACCAAGUUGGCAAUUGUGGGCACCGGCACUUCGAUAGUGCAAAAAAAUAAAACCAUUCGAUACUAUCGAUAGUUUUACAGCUGUAAAUCCUAUCGCAAAGUAAUGGAUAUGAUUACUUGUUUACAAUUCACUUAAUUUGUUUUUGUUUGCGGGCCGCGGUGUUAAAAUUUUUAUUAUUUUUAUAGUUGAAUUAGGGAAUAAUAAUGUCCGACGACGAUACCAUUCAUCCCUUAAGCGAUUCUGAACAUAUUACAGAUUUUGACGACCACGUAGAUGAGGAAGAGUUAAUAACUGCACAAAAGGUACUAGAAAUUGUAGAAACCGCAUGGCAAAAUGAAUUAUGUGCACCAGAAAUUCUUCAACACCAAACCGACAUGAUGGAGCUGAUGCUCGGUCAAGUCGCACACAUGGAGGAAAAUAUGAAGGAUUUAGAUAAAAACGAUUUUCGUUUCAUUGUGCAUCAAAUGGAAUUAGAACGCAUACGCUAUGUGAUGGCCAGUUACCUACGUUGUCGAUUGCAAAAGAUAGAAACUUACACGCGACAUAUAAUAAAUGAGGAAGAGGCGCGAGAUGUGUCUGAAAAAAGAUUAUCGCCGGAAGAGGCCAAAUACGCGCAAGAGUAUGCCGAAAAUGUGGAGCAAUACUUCCAGCAAGUGGCGUUGCAGUACAUGCCCAAUAUGCAGCGUUCAGAGGCGGAUCAACGAAUAGUUCGUCCAAACCUAAUGAGUCAUGUUUUCAUCAAAGCGAAUGUGGCGGUGCCUGCUGUUGUGGUUGGCGUCGAUGACGAGGAGGUGGAUCUAACUGCUGGCUCGCAGCACAUAAUACCCUACCAACUGGUAUCCGAUUUAAUUCAUAAAAAUCAAGCGCAGCUAAUUUAGAAGUAGUGUCUACCUGUAAUAGAUAGCAUAAGUACAAGUAUAGAUGAUUUAAAUUAAGCUUAUUUUAUUCCGUAUUCAAACGAGCUAAAUUGCACUAAUCCAUUGUCAAUGGCUUCAAAGGUUCAGUAUCACUUCUGGCACCAUUUCCGGCAGCAUUUUGGGCAAGUGUGCUAAACAUAACACGCUUACGUGUUUGUGGCAAUGGUACUGCUGUUCUAGGCGUAGCAUGCACUUCUACAGUCGUUGGUUGUUGAUCGCUUAAGAUGGUAUUGUCGAAUCUCGGUUGCCGCAUUGGUGAUGCCAGUAUGCGUUCCAAGCGUUGCUUAAAUACAUUGCUUUCACACAACCUUUGUGGUGUUUGUAUUGGUGUAGAAGUGACCUCCAGGUCUUCAAACCCUUCAACAUCCGAGGGAAGUUGUACGUCUUCGUGUCCACGACGCUGAACAACGUAUGUUUCUUUUGGCUUAAUUGGUUUGGCGUGCUUAAGCAUAUCUUCGACAGGGGCAGGUAGUUUUGUAGAGCAAAGCUUGUCGACAAGUUUUUUGAUUUUGUUGCGCGUUGCAUAGAAAUUUGGAUAUUUCUGCGGUUCCGAAAAUAUAUUUUAAAAAUUAGUUAUUAAUAACACAUGAUUAAUCCAUUGCAUACCUGCUUCAACUUGUGCCGUUUGUGUGAAAGCUCAGCACUCAGGCGUUUCAUUGCUGCUGUGGAUAUGCCAUUUGUCUUUGGUUCCAGGCCGCUUGCAAUCAAGCGUUUAUUCGCCAAAUGCUGCGCAUCGUUACGGGUGCAGGGUUUUGGUUUUUGCGGUACUCUAUAAAAGAAAACACAUUUUAUUAAAAUUCAAUGUAUCACAUUCAUAAUUGCAAACGUAA